This is a messenger RNA of Apaloderma vittatum (bar-tailed trogon), 1429 nucleotides long. RefSeq names its product transmembrane protein 39B (gene TMEM39B). Bases 1 to 1290 code for a protein of 429 amino acids. The transcript has 7 exons. Gene Ontology annotation, cellular component: membrane. Lineage: Eukaryota; Metazoa; Chordata; Aves; Trogoniformes; Trogonidae. The record is from RefSeq and is a predicted model, not a curated record.
AUGGCAGGGGGAAGGCGGGGCCCCAACCGCACGUCCUACUGCCGAAAUCCCCUCUGUGAACCCGGCGCCGCUGGCGGCUCCGGCCAUUCCACCAGUUCCUCUGUCACGGGCGUGCGCUCACGCACCAGCCUGGUGGAAAGCGGAAUCAUUUUGUUUUUGUCACCGCAGAACUUUCAUCUUAUUGACUUCAACGUGCUGACAGUGACAACGAUCGUCCUGGCACGCCGGCUGAUCGGUGCUAUUGUGAAGGAGGCUUCGCAGAGUGGCAAAGUCUCCCUCCCGCGCUCUGUUUUCCUGGUGAUCACUCGGUUUGCUGUUCUCACUGGCACAGGCUGGAGUUUGUGUCGGUCGAUAAUUCACCUUUUCAGAACCUACUCUUUCCUUAACCUCCUGUUCCUGUGUUACCCGUUUGGCAUGUACAUUCCCUUCCUCCAGCUGAACUGUGACUUUCGGAAGACGGGCCUCUUCUCCCAGGUGGCCAACAUCGGUCCCAGGGAGACCGGUGAGGUGAACUCCCGGGGCCGAGACUACCUGACCGUCCUGAAGGAGACCUGGAAGCAGCACACUCGGCAGAUGUACGGCAUGGAGGCCAUGCCCACUCACGCCUGCUGCCUCUCCCCAGAUCUCAUCCGCAACGAGGUGGAAUACCUGAAAAUGGACUUUAACUGGCGGAUGAAAGAGGUGCUGGUGAGCUCCAUGCUCAGUGCCUACUACGUGGCCUUUGUGCCCGUCUGGUUUGUGAAGAACACUCAGUACUACGACAAACGCUGGUCCUGUGAGCUCUUCCUCCUGGUUUCCAUCAGCACGUCGGUGAUCCUCAUGCAGUACCUCUUACCCGCGCGCUACUGUGACCUGCUCCACAAAGCUGCCGCACACCUGGGCUGCUGGCAGAAGGUCGAUCCAGCCCUCUGCUCCAACGUGCUGCAGCACCAGUGGACAGAGGAGUGCAUGUGGCCCCAGGGAGUGCUGGUGAAGCACAGCAAGAACGUGUACAAAGCCGUGGGUCAUUACAACGUGGCCGUGCCCUCGGACGUCUCGCACUUCCGCUUUCAUUUCUUUUUCAGCAAACCGCUGAGAAUCCUCAACAUCCUGAUCCUGCUGGAGGGAGCUGUCAUCUUCUACCAGCUUUACUCGCUGAUUUCUUCAGAGAAGUGGCACCAGACCAUCUCGCUGGCUCUGAUCCUCUUCAGCAAUUACUACGCCUUCUUCAAGCUGCUGCGUGACCGUCUGGUGCUGGGCAAAGCCUACUCGUACUCUGCCAGCAGAGACUCAGAGCAGAAGUUAAAUUAAAACAAUUGCACUGAUGCUCAGCUUAUUACAAAACAAACAAAACAAGAAACCCUCAGAGCUUUGUAUUUUUGUUACCACUGCUUUUUUUCUUUGAUAACUGAUGUAAUUAAAAGGAAAAAACAUAUUUUUUUACUCCCAA